Messenger RNA from Naumovozyma castellii, 1278 nucleotides. RefSeq names its product nicotinamide-nucleotide adenylyltransferase NMA1 (gene NMA1). Bases 1 to 1278 code for a protein of 425 amino acids. The record is from RefSeq and is a predicted model, not a curated record. NCBI's taxonomy places the organism in Eukaryota, Fungi, Ascomycota, Saccharomycetes, Saccharomycetales, Saccharomycetaceae. The transcript has a single exon.
AUGGACCCCACUAGAGCUCCUGAUUUUAAACCGCCAUCCCCGAAUGAACAACCACAUCCACCUCUGGAUCCAACUUCUACCAUCCCCAAAUCCGGACCCAUAGUACCAUACGUUCUCGCCGACUACAAUUCCUCCAUCGACGCUCCAUUCAACAUUAACUCUCUACCAUCCACAAUCGCAUCCUCAUUGAGAAUAACUAAUAAAUCCGCAGCAGACGCAAGGGACCACCCAAACUCAUCCUCCACCAACACUACAACAACCGCAUCCUCCUCACAACGUCAUUCAAACCACAUCCCAUUGGACACCUCAGAUUUCCAACCACUAUCCACAGAAGUAUCCUCCGAGGAUGACGAUGACGAAACAAUAGACACCAAACUAUCCAUAUCCGCACCACAGCCUGCAACUUCCACGGAGGACCCCAUCAUACACAUCGGCGUCCAGAAGAACCAAAUCGCUGACUUGGAAGAAGUACCACACGGGAUAGUCCGCCAAUCACGCUCUCUCGACAACUACGAAUUCCCCACCCAUCGUCUCUGCAAAUCACUACAAAACUCAAAUAAACUACCCCUAGUCAUCGUCGCAUGUGGCUCCUUCUCCCCCAUAACAUACCUCCAUUUGCGUAUGUUCGAAAUGGCCCUCGAUGCCAUCAAUGAACAAACAAGGUUCGAAGUCAUUGGCGGGUAUUACUCCCCCGUCAGCGACAAUUACCAGAAACCAGGCCUCGCUACCGCGUCUCAUAGAGUCCGCAUGUGUGAAUUGGCAUGCGAGAGAACAUCCUCUUGGUUGAUGGUCGACGCCUGGGAAUCAUUGCAGCCGACGUAUCAGAGAACUGCCAAAGUCCUGGAUCAUUUCAAUUAUGAGAUUAAUGUGAAGAGAGGCGGGGUGGCCACCGUCACGGGCGAGAUGGUAGGUGUCAAGAUUAUGUUGUUGGCAGGUGGUGAUUUGAUCGAAUCCAUGGGUGAACCAAACGUAUGGGCGGAUGCGGAUCUCCAUCACAUAUUGGGGAACUAUGGGUGUUUGAUAGUCGAGAGGACAGGUUCAGAUGUCAGAUCGUUCUUGUUGUCUCAUGAUAUUAUGUACGAGCAUAGAAGAAAUGUUCUGGUCAUUAAGCAAUUGAUCUAUAAUGAUAUCUCUUCGACAAAGGUCAGAUUGUUUAUUAGAAGAGGCAUGUCCGUGCAAUAUUUGUUGCCGAAUUCAGUUAUUAGGUACAUUCAAGAACAUAAUUUGUAUGUGAACCAGACGGAACCAGUGAAGCAAGUCAUGGGCGGUAAAGAGUGA